CGAUCGUCCGAGAACUACGCCGCUGAUUGUAUUGCGACACUCAUUUUAAGCACAAGUGUUAAGGUGGCUGUAGAUAACUGUUUCAGUCAGCGGUAUCUCGGUGAAUAAGUGAAGCGAAGCUACCUGCGAACGUUUAUAAUACCCGAGAUGAGAUUUGCUCUUCACUGCAGUGCAGCUUCUUCUUGUGAAAGAUGUCAAUUUCCGAUCGUUCGAUCACGUUCUCCGUCAUCUUCUGUCUAGCAGUCAACUGGCUUGUCUGCAAUGUAAUCGCGUUGGAUAAUCGAAUAACAGAUGUUGUACAUCGGCACGUCAGAGCCUUGACUUACCCCGAGGACAGUGAAAUGGGGAUUUUCUUCGCCUUGGCUAUACCCCUGGAUGAUCCGGUAUCUACGAAGUCGAUUUCGGUCGCGUUUUUCUUCGAGGCUAACUACGAGCUGCCUAGUAACGUGACGGAUUUUUAUCCCGAGCUCGAGGGAGCGAGAGGAAAACGGUCAAUCGACAGAAGGACGAUCUACGCGAUACUGGAAUCGAAAUUUGAGUCACUCGGUGUCAACGGUACGGAGUGUCUUCUCAGAUCGAUAUGCGAGACGACGAGGAAUCCGAUCCACGAAAACAACGGGGUCGUCGGUGACUUGAUGAGAAUCAUUUUAACACCAUCUUCAUCCGCCGACGAGGGUCUUGCCGUUGAAUAUUCCACGGCAGAAGCGACAGGACAGCGGAGAGGCGAACUCCCGUGCAGCAAGGCGUACCCUCUCUGUCCCUUCGGAAUUUACGACUACAUAACAACCGUGUAUGAACACGUCGUCUGGCAAAAUACAUCAGCGAUGAAGAACUACUGCGUAAAUAUGUUGGUGAUCGUGAUUUUCACCACUAACAUUUGCUGCCGUGCUACCGACAAAUUUUCCGUCCGAGAUCUGCUUCGCAGAAAGAGAUACCUCGUCUUUCCUGAUCCGCUGGACAGCGAGACCAAAGUGCAGGUGCUCUUCGGGUUGGGUCUUCCGAUGGAGGGUGAGGUCUCCAUGACCCUUGGCUAUGUUCUCAAGUGUAACUACGACCUACCGUACAACGCCUCCGUUUUCACGGACCCCUACAUCCGGUACGAAAGGUCAGCCGAUGAGAUCGAGAUACCGGAUAAUAACAGCGCGACUGACGUGCGGGAUACCAAAGGCACUACUUCGAGAUGGAGCAUUUACAAGAUGCUCGAAACGGCGAUGGAGACCUUCGGCGAAGGCAGAGCCUGUCUUCUUCGUGCCGUCUGCGAGGCCGCCGAGACGCCCUUCAAGGAAGACCACGGCCUUCUGGGCGAACUUUUGCACGUGCUGCUCACUCCGUCGACUACAAAUGAGGAACACGAGACGAGCACGGACCAGGAGUACCAUGCCGCCGAGAUACUGGGCAGCACUUCCGGCGGAAAUUGCCGGUCACUCUUCCCCGAGUGCGAAAGCAGUCCGCUCGAUUAUUUCACCGAAAUGGGGCGUUCGCAUUGAAUUGAUGUCGGCGGAGGGUUUCGAAGCGCUUUAUAAAUUUCACUCGCGAUCGUAAAGCCGAUUUUUUCAUCCUCAAUUGUUAAUCCGUGAUAGAGAGAGCGCCAAUAAUCAAGAGUUUUGCUUCGAAAGCAUCAUCCUCUCUUUACUGCUAUCGUCACUUGAAAAUAAAAGGAUAAAUUUCUGAUAUUCUUUUUCGAUGUGCUAUGGCUUCGAUAUAGACCAUACAGCGUACGGUAUUCUUUUUCCAUUACCAUUCAUUCGAUCCAAUGUACUUAUACCUAUGACUCAUAUUUAUGAACAGAAU
This is a messenger RNA of Neodiprion fabricii, 1791 nucleotides long. RefSeq lists its product as uncharacterized. The record is from RefSeq and is a predicted model, not a curated record. The coding region runs from base 192 to 1487 and encodes 431 amino acids. The transcript has 8 exons. Lineage: Eukaryota; Metazoa; Arthropoda; Insecta; Hymenoptera; Diprionidae.